AUAUUGAAACAGAAAAAAGGCAAUCGAAUUCGAGCUUAGAAUUAAUUUAAGUUUUGCAUUGAUUUUGCAUCCAAAGUUGAUAGAAAUAGUGCUACAAUUUGUCGGACACGCUUAUCUCUUCAAUGUGCUAACAAGUUCGCUGAAAUAAUCUACGCGUAGUGAGCAAAAAUUCGAUUUUCAGUGCUUGCUUCAGCAGUCAAGGAAAAAACCCGCCCCCACCCACUUCGAGACGGUGCUAUCACCCACCCCGGAUCCAACGCAACCCGAGCUCAAACGUGGGCAACCCACCUCCCACCAGAGUGUAAACAAUCCAUUCCCGUGCGUCGCCCACCUGCAGCCCAGAGAAGAGUGCGUGCGGAAUCUUCCGACAUCCGUUCGUUCGUACGUAGAUUCAAAACCAGAUGAAAGUGGACUUUAGAGCUUUGUAUUCCUCUGUUAUUUGUACACAAAUGACCAAUCCGAGGCGGACGCUCGUUAGUGUAGCCGUUUAAAAAUAGUAGUGUCCCCUCUAAGAAUGGAUCGUCACCGACGGCGGAGUCAACACAACCUUCGAACGAUCAAGCGCCAUGAGAGGCAGCAGCAGCAGCGCCUUAAUCGUAAUAGUUCCUGUCACACCGACAAAUUGGACAUCUUCCGUCGAUACAGCGUCGUUGUCGUCGUCAUCGAUAGAGCAAUUACUUCAGCAGCAAUCGGGAACGGAACCCGAGGCGUCCCGUCGUUAUAUAACUAUUUAAACACUCGCAGCGAACCAUUCACGAUCAAUCGGCGGGAAAUUGGUCAGUGUUAAGGAAGACGAAGCGCGGGUGAGAGUGCUUGGUCCGCACUUGUAAAACAGUCAAUACUAGUCCAUAUACAAACACGUAUCACCAUGGACAAACAGGAAACUCCAAAGCAAGCCAAAGGCAAACGACCCUUUCUGGGACUGCUUUCGAAGCGAUCGUCCCGCGUCGAGCCACAAAAGUGCACCGACAGCGACGACGAACCGGGAACGUCCGAGUCCGGGAAUGCCUCCACAGUCAAUCUGGUCAACAGAGGCCAACAAUCAAGCAGUGCCGGCAAUCUCCAGCACAAACCAACCGACUCCAGUGUUCCGGACGCGACUCCAGCUGCCACCCAACGGCAGGAUUCUUCCAACCAGAGUGAUAACAACUCGUAUCACCUGCUGUCGACGUCCUCAACCGCCACCACGACGUCAUCGGCGGCAGAUCCGUCCUCGUCGAAAGCUACAACCAACACUUCGUCGUCCACGUCGCAGCAGCAACAACAGCAGAAAACAUACAGCAAAUUCAUCGCAAGAGAUCCUCCCGGAGCCAGUUCAAGCCGCUUACCUGUGGCGAAUCGGCUCAGCGGGCAGUUCAACCUGUGCUGCUCGGUGGACGAGGCCGUGCUCAAGUCACCCAAGAAGAACCGGUACUCGGAUCCUCACGGCGGUGGCGUCCUCAGUGCGGGUCAUUCGUUGGAGUACGAUCAGCAACUGCAGCAACGGCGACAGCAGCUGCGGCUGGAGUUGAGCGCAAAGACGAGUGACAACAAGGGAAGUCCUUCGCUGAACGGUGCGAGCUGUAGACCGUUGGAGUUGGGGAGUGGCGGUAGUGACAAUAGGGUUGAGACGAAACCGGUGGUGUUUCGCGAGUAUCCGAAUCAUACGCAGCGAGCGAUUAUGAGUAGCAAGUCAAGGUUUAAGGAUCGUUUCUUGCCUCCACUGCCGAAACUGGAUGGGUAUGAAAAGAUGGAGCAGCACUUUAGUUCGCCGAACAUUGCGGACAAGGAAGAUCCGCCGGGGGUCGAUGAUCGGCGGGACAGUAGAAAAUCGAUGUCUUUUGAUACGGUGACGUCGGAGAACGAUGGUGACUCCGGGUUGGUCAAUCCGGUUAGUGCAGAUUCGCUGGCCAGACAGGCACUGAUGGCGGCUCACGUGUUGAAUCUCAUUCCGGUGGACAAGGCAAGGCAGAGAAACUUUCUGCAUGGUCGGCUAGGGGCAACGUCGCUUUUGGGCGCCGCAGAGUUGGAAAAGAUUCUUCCAACGCGAGAGAUUACAAUUUUCGUUGGCACGUGGAACAUGAACGGUCAAAGCCCGCCCAAACAGAUGAACGAUUUCGUGCUGCCGGCAGCGCUGGAACAUGUUCCGGAUAUUAUCGUGUUUGGAACUCAGGAGUCCUGCUCCGAGCGCUUCGAGUGGGAAGUUACGCUGCAAGAAACGCUCGGUCCAACGCACAUUUUGCUCCACUCAACCAGUCUCGGAACGCUGCACUUGGCCGUAUUCAUUCGGCGCGAUUUGAUCUGGUUCUGUUCCGAACCGGAGGACGCCAACCUGUCCGUUCGACCCGGGACUGCGUUCCGCACAAAGGGCGCCAUUGCGAUCUCCUUCUGUCUGUUUGGAAGUUCCUUCCUGUUCGUCACAUCCCACCUUACAGCGCACCAGCAAAAGGUGAAAGAACGAGUCUCCGAUGUGAAAAAGAUUAUCCACUCGCUAGAUCUUCCCCGAAACCUGACCGUGAAGCACCGCAACAAAGACGUCACGCAGAACUUUGACAGCGUCUUCUGGUGCGGCGAUCUGAACUUCCGACUGAGCGAACCGCGCGAAAAGCUAAUGCAGUGGAUAGAAACGACGCAGUUUCCACUGCCGGAACAUCUCCCCCACGGUCUCAUGCACACGGACCAGUUGACGUCGGUGCUGGCCGAUGGUGCCGCUUUCAAGGGGUUCAACGAGGCCAAGAUCACCUUCCCGCCCACGUACAAGUACGAUCCCGGCACGCAACGGUUCGACACGUCCAGCAAGCAGCGAGCUCCGGCGUACACCGACCGCAUCUUGUACAAGUUUAAACCGAUGGCAGCCACGGCGGUUCAUCGGCGCACGAGUAGUAUCGCGGGAAAAGGUCAUCAUCAUCCGCCGGUGCCGGUCACGUGCUUGGCGUACGAUUCGGUCCAAAGUAUCAUCACGUCGGACCACAAACCGGUGUGGGCGUUGUUUCGGAGCAUCAUUCGGCCCGGGGUUGAUACCGUUCCACUGGCAGCGGGUCUCUUCAAUCGGGACGUCUACCUGGAGGGAAUGAAACGGCGGCUGGACAGUUCCGGCUCGAGUUCCUCGGCCGUCUGCAAUAUUCAAUGAUAAAGGGCAAACUUCGUAACGUGAUAAGGUAAUUAGCACACAGGUAACGUUUUCUAGUCAUCUAUAGGCUGUAUUCUAAAUAUUUGAAAUUUAAAAUGAUAAAAGUGGUGAAAAGACAAAGAUUGCCAAUGAACGUGAGACAUUGGAAGUUAAGAUAUCAAAACUAAAAAAGAUUCCCUUUUGGCGAAAAUGACAUUUUUAACAUGUUUUUUUAGAAUAGAAGUGCGGAAUUGAAAACUGUGUAGAAGAUAUAUGAACGUCCCCUGUAGAUAGCUGUUAGGGUUAAACUGUUUUCAUCAGGAUGUAGCGCCGUUAUGCGCUUUGGAUAACGUAGAAAUACUACAGCAGCCUUGAAGGUUUGAUCACCAGAACUGUUUCUAGUCAACAUGAUAGUCAAAUUAUCAAUACCUAAGCUUAAGAACGUAUGUACUAGUUUAGAGUUAGACAUGUUAUUACGAUCGUCACAUAUCGAUUUAGUAUGGCGACUCUUCGUUACUUAUAAGUAAAGCAGCCUGCAUGACUGUUAAGGUGGCUCGAUUUGUCAGAAACAUGUUAUUGUCUAAACCAAAAUAGUAGUUUAUGCAACAAGUUGCAAAAAGAGGAUUUUUUCAGCACGAGUCGUACACUUAUCCAACGAGGUUUACCGAGUUAGAUAAAUACGACGAGUGAUGAAAAAUCAAGUUUUGCAACGAGUUCCAUACAACGUUUUUUGCAAUUCCGAAAAACACCCUUUGGACAGAAUUAUAGGACAAAUGAAUGAAUGUCCAUGCAUUGAGUCAAUGAAUCGCUCAAAUCAAAAAAAUGUUGAAAAGUAUAACUUUUCCUAACAAGUGCUGAAAAGUUCCACUUUUCAGCAUCCAUUUCAGUGCUGAAAAGUAGAACUUUUCAGCAUUUGUUUUGAAAUGGGUUACUAUUCGAUUCUGUUAUUUUUGGUACAGAAAAGUAGGCUGUUUCGUCGUUCAACAAUGACAGGAAAAGUAAGUAGUUUCACGACGGAAUGGCAAAAAGUUCUCUUCAACUUUCUUAAUAUUUUGUGUAAGUAAAAACUGAUAUAAAAUGCUAUAACUAUGUUUUAUAUCAGUCGUGAACACGAUGAUUUUUUUAGAAAUCAGCAGAAAAAUUAGGUUGUUUAAAUCCGAAAUGAAUCCAAAGAAAGUUUUUUUUCUGAAACAUUCGUCAAGCCGAGCUACCUUUAUAGCCAUGUAACAGCAAACAUUUAGGUUCCCUAAAUUAUGUAAACUGGUAGAUGCAAUCCCGCAAAUAUAAACACUCGAAAAGAAGUUUUGGACUGCUCAUUACAAAUUCUUUUAAUCAUAUUUUUUUAAAUUUUAACAAAAUUUGCUGUCUGGAUGCAGUCUCAAAGUAAAUUCCAAUAUAAAACAGUUGAUCAAAAAAAAAAAAAACAACAACUGAAACUCAGAAAAUAACAAUACAUUAACAAAAAUACAUCUCAUAACCAUUCUGCUUCGACAUGAAAAACCUCAAAGACAACCAAUAUGAACGGAACAUUCUCAACGUUAGAAAAAUAGUUUAGCAACCAGUCAGUCACACUAGGCGUCAGUGUUUAAAAUCUAUAAUUGAGUAAAACGACAGAAACCAAAUAAAGAAAAAAAAAA
Messenger RNA from Culex pipiens pallens (northern house mosquito), 4725 nucleotides. It is a transcript of the gene INPP5E, whose product is annotated as inositol polyphosphate 5-phosphatase E. The transcript is spliced from 5 exons. Gene Ontology annotation, molecular function: phosphatase activity. Gene Ontology annotation, biological process: phosphatidylinositol dephosphorylation. NCBI's taxonomy places the organism in Eukaryota, Metazoa, Arthropoda, Insecta, Diptera, Culicidae. The record is from RefSeq and is a predicted model, not a curated record. The coding region runs from base 869 to 3109 and encodes 746 amino acids.